Molecule: messenger RNA, 597 nt
Organism: Propithecus coquereli (Coquerel's sifaka)
Lineage: Eukaryota; Metazoa; Chordata; Mammalia; Primates; Indriidae
Product: breast carcinoma-amplified sequence 3-like
Exons: 7
Coding region: 110-589 (159 amino acids)
Biological process (GO): autophagy; response to starvation
Cellular component (GO): cytoplasm
Source: RefSeq, a predicted model, not a curated record
GGUUCCGCUGAGGCGUGGUAGGAAGUGGCAGCCGUCAAUCACGCGGGGAGACUCCAAACAGUGAGCCUUGAGCUGGAGAACAGCGUUUACCGGCGGGGCGGCCGGUUUUAUGAAUGAAGCUAUGGCUACAGAUUCCCCUAGAAGACCCAGUCGUUGUACUGGUGGAGUUGUGGUUCGCCCCCAAGCUGUCACAGAGCAGUCUUACAUGGAAAGUGUUGUGACUUUUCUACAGGAUGUUGUGCCACAGGCUUACAGUGGAACACCUCUAACAGAAGAAAAGGAGAAAAUAGUCUGGGUCAGAUUUGAAAAUGCAGAUUUAAAUGAUACAUCAAGAAAUCUGGAAUUUCAUGAAAUACAUAGCACUGGGAAUGAACCGCCUUUGCUGAUUAUGAUUGGGUACAGUGAUGGAAUGCAGGUCUGGAGCAUCCCUAUCAGUGGGGAAGCACAGGAGCUCUUCUCUGUACGGCAUGGCCCAAUUAGAGCAGCUAGAAUCUUGCCUGCUCCACAUUUUGGUGCUCAAAAAUGUGAUAACUUUGCUGAAAAAAGACCCCUCCUUGGUGUUUGUAAGAGCAUUGGAUCUUCUGGGUAAGGAAAUUU